GCCGGGGUGGACGUCCCCUUCAUGCGGUUCCUUCUCAGCCCUCGGAGACUCCGGUGCUCGACCUCCUCGACCCAGACGCGUCAACAUGACCCUGCGCGGUCGUCUUUCCCCGGACAGAACACCACCACCACCACCACCUCCUCCACCACCUCCUCCUCCUCCUCCUCUGCUGCUAAUGAGACCCUCGUAGACUUUGAGCAGUCACAGAGGGCAUAUAAGAGCAAAGACUCAUUAGAGCUGCUCAGAAGUUUGGUGGUUUUCAAACUCUGCUCUUAUGACUUCCUGGUGGAGAAGAACACAGAGAUAAUGGACAUAGGUAAGAAGAUCCUGGGCCAGAGGGCCUUCAACCAAUUCAUGAAGAUGACAUUUUACGGCCAGUUCGUCGCCGGUGAGGACCACGUGGCCAUCAGGCCGCUGAUCCAGAAGAAUCAGGCCUUCGGGGUCGGCUCUGUCCUGGACUACAGCGUGGAGGAAGACAUCAGCCAGGAGGAGGCCGUGCAGAAAGAGAUGGACUCAUGUGUAUCGGCUGCAGAGAAAGAGAACAUAGGUAAGAUGCCUCGUUUUAAGUAAUGGGAAUGCUAAAUUUGUUUUCAACCCCAAGCACACAAACAGUUCGGGGAUCGCCGCGGGGGUGUGACCGGAGCCCGCACGUAUUUCUACGCCGAUGAGGCCAAAUGUGACCAGCAUAUGGAGACCUUUAUCAAAUGUAUCAAGGCGUCUGGUGGGAGUUCAAUGGACGGUUUUUCUGCCAUCAAAAUGACUGCUCUAGGACGGCCACAGUUUCUGCUCCAGUUCUCAGAGGUCCUGGUGAAGUGGCGGCAAUUUUUCACUUUCCUGGCAUCACAGCAGGGGAAAGAUGGCACAGAGGCCUUAGAGCAGAGGCUGGAGCUGAAACAACUGCAGGAGUUCCUGACCAGACUGGGCGCAAAGGGUGACUUUUAUAGCUGGUUCAUUGGACAGAAGGAAUCUCCAGGAACCAUUGACAUGCUCGACUGGAACAGCCUAAUAGAUGACAGAACAAAGAUAUCUGACCUGCUGGUCAUCCCAAAUGUGGAGCUAGGGGAGCUGGAGCCUCUGCUGAAGACGUUCACUUUAGAGGAGGAGAAACAAAUGAAGAGGAUGUUACAGCGCAUGGAUGUCCUGGUCAAGCAUGCCAUUGAGAAUGGUGUUCGCCUGAUGGUGGAUGCAGAGCAGACCUACCUGCAGCCGGCUAUCAGCAGACUGACAUUACAGAUGCAGAGGCUCUACAACAAAGAGAAGCCUGUCAUCUUCAACACCUACCAGUGCUAUCUGAAGGAGGCCUACGACAACGUUACCAUGGACGUAGAAUUGUCCCGACGUGAGGGUUGGCACUUUGCUGCAAAGCUGGUGCGUGGGGCCUACAUGUACCAGGAGCGGGAGAGGGCCAAAGACAUCGGUUAUGAGGACCCUAUAAACCCGGAUUAUGAGUCCACCAAUAUAAUGUACCACAGGUGUCUGGACUAUGUGCUGGAAGAGAUUGCCCUCAACAGAAAUGCCAACGUUAUGGUGGCUUCCCAUAAUGAGGACACAGUGAAACACACCUUGAAGAGAAUGAAUGAGCUGGGUCUCUCAGCCAGAGAGAACAAGGUGUACUUCGGUCAACUCCUGGGCAUGUGUGAUCAGAUCAGCUUCCCACUGGGCCAGGCUGGCUUCCCCGUCUAUAAGUACGUCCCCUAUGGGCCGGUGAACGAGGUGAUGCCCUACCUGUCUCGGAGAGCCCAGGAGAACCGGGGCUUCAUGAAGGGCGCCCUAAAGGAGAGGGAGCUGCUGUGGAAGGAGCUGAAACGCAGAAUUGCCUCUGGGGAGCUUCUCUACAGACCGGUGUACUGA
Anoplopoma fimbria (sablefish) is the source of this 1851-nucleotide messenger RNA. RefSeq names its product proline dehydrogenase (oxidase) 1b (gene prodhb). The record is from RefSeq and is a predicted model, not a curated record. Gene Ontology annotation, cellular component: mitochondrion. Lineage: Eukaryota; Metazoa; Chordata; Actinopteri; Perciformes; Anoplopomatidae. Gene Ontology annotation, molecular function: FAD binding; proline dehydrogenase activity. The transcript has 14 exons.